AUGGUCUGCAAAGUCUGCGAGGAUAUGCUCUCUGGCCACAAGGGCCGUCGAGACUCCGCGGUGUCACAGUUGCAGCUAAGCUUUUGGCACCAUGACAAGGAAGACCAUGUCAGAGCCUCGGCAAAGGAAUCUGAAUGCUAUCUAUGUCGCGUCAUUUACGAUAGACUAAAGGCAUUGGGUUUGAAAACGCCCAGUCGCAAAGAGAAGGCCAUUACCCAAAGCCAAUUUCUAUCGGCUUCUUUACGCUCCAUCCCACGGCGGCCACGCACCUACCGACUUAGCUUUCAGAUUACAGAGACUCGCCAAUCUAUUGCCAACUUUGUCUUACAAGAGAAUGCUAGUGACUUCGACCACCUAUCCGAGGCUCCCAUCAGUGCUCAUACAUCUGACCCGCCGGUCAUCAAGAUGGCUCGUGAAUGGAUUGAGCAAUGUGCUGCUCAGCACCCCGGAUGUGUACAGCAAUCUUCCGCCAAAUUACCAUGGUAUCCGACGCGUCUGAUCGACGUACGCUUUAUGCGUGAUUCUCAGAAUAAGACAAAAGCCGUUCGGCUUGUAUCAUCGAAGAUAGGCGAGAAGAAGAUUGCCGAUCCUCAAUUUGAAGGCCGCUAUGUCACACUAAGUCAUCGUUGGGGAAACAAGCCUUUCACCAAGCUCACGGAAGACAAACUGCCGGAGUUCCAGGAGGCAAUACUGGUGAGAGAUUUGCCUUGUACAUUUCAAGAUGCAAUCCGGUUCGCGUGCGAGUUGAAAGAGGUCCGGUGGAUCUGGAUAGACGCCUUGUGCAUCUUGCAAGAUAGCGACAAGGAUUGGCUCUACGAAUCCUCUGUGAUGGACCAGGUCUAUACACACUCCUUCUGCAACAUAUCAGCCACUGCGGCCAUGGACAACUCCGAAGGCCUCUUUCGAUCGCGAGAUCAGAAGAGGAAAUGGGUGGACACUGUUUACGUGAAGACGGAAGACCUCAGCGUCACUUCGCAGCCGACGGUCGAGUGCACUAUAUCUGACCUUGAAUUCUGGGACGAGAAGGUGGAAAACGCUCCUGCCAAUAAGCGCUCGUGGGUGCUACAGGAGCGGCUAUUAGCACCUCGGGUGAUCCACUGGUGCAAUGAUCAAAUCGCAUUUGAAUGCCGGGAGAUGGACCGAGCAGAAUGCCGUCCUGGAGAUCUUCCUCAUUUUCAAAUGCGCGGAGGUGAGCUGAUAGACCAAGCACGUCUCAAAGGCAUCAGUGUACAAGUUGGCAGAUCUUUAAUGGAGACAAGACUCGCCAAUGAGUAUGGAUUGGGAAGCUGGCAAGGCUCAGUCGAAAUGGACGAAUUGGAUCCGAAGUUCUUUCUGUACGAGAUUUGGAAGCGCGUCGUCGAGCAGUAUACGAGAAUGGAGCUUACCGAAAAGAGAGACCGACUCAUCGCACUAUCGGGGAUCGCCAGGAUGAUGAAGUCGACCUUAGACGCACAGCGCUCUGAUGACACCUAUCUAGCAGGUCUGUGGCAGAAUUAUCUGGCUAGCCAACUCCUGUGGCACGUCAACGACCUCGACAACGUCCAGUCUCAACCUUUUGAGAACACCAGACCGGCGGAAAAGCGGGCUCCAACAUUUUCCUGGGCCUCGGUCGAGACAGAACGUGGUGUAACGUUUCCAGAGACCACAGACAAAGGUCUCCUCAUUCAGGUACAGGUCGUGCGUCUGACCUACCGCACACCGGACGAUAAGUUUGGUCUAGUGACCGACGGGUAUUUGGUUGUGAAGGGAGUAUUGCGAAAGGUCCAACUGGUGGACCGUGCAAAUGAUACAGCACGUUCUGAAUCUUGCUCUUUUCUUGGUUACAAGGUCGAUUGGCAUGCUUUUAGCAUUGUCUCGCUUGCUCCAGCACUCUUCCUCGCAACCACAGUUUUGCUCAGCAUGUUGUUCUGGAAAUUACUGAGCGGCCAAAGGCUUCCGUGGAUAACGUUUGUCUUGGCCAGCUGCGUGAUCGCAAUGGUGUUGCGUUUUGGAACUUCGAAGACUCCCACACGAAAGCCUGACAAUACUAAGCUAAUGGACGUAACCAAUCGAUAUUUUUGGCGACUGGUGAAAAACGGUGUUCCCUCCAGCAAGCUGAACGAGAUUGUUUAUCUGGACAGCCCUGCAAGCGCUCCGUCUGUAUUCGAUGCAGAUAGCCAGGUGUUUUGCCUUCCCGCGCUGCAAGACGAAAGGCACUUGUGGUGCCUUCUUCUCCAAGCCACGGAUGGAGACCAUGGCAUUCGGUACCAAAGAGUGGGUAUCACGAAAAUCCUCAAUAUCUGGGAAGACGAAGUCAACGAGAUCAAGGAGCCUCCGGGGGACAAUCAGAAUCCGCUAGGCGAAUACUAUUGGGGCUCAGAGGGCCGUGUUCGAAAUGAGAGCACGAUUUGCAUUAUAUGA
This is a messenger RNA of Exophiala xenobiotica, 2400 nucleotides long. RefSeq lists its product as uncharacterized. Lineage: Eukaryota; Fungi; Ascomycota; Eurotiomycetes; Chaetothyriales; Herpotrichiellaceae. The record is from RefSeq and is a predicted model, not a curated record. The transcript has 3 exons. Bases 1 to 2400 code for a protein of 799 amino acids.